ACGCUAGUACAUCCAUAAAUAAAGUUAAUUCCGCAUCAGUUAAAAAUAUAAAAAAUACUGUCACAAUAAAACUGAAAAAUUCUAUUAAUAUUUGGUUGACUUAAUCGGAAAAUAGAGUAAUGAACUGUGAACUGCUAAAAUGUUAUUGUAGGUACGCGGUGACGUAACUAGUUCACUAACGUAAGUUACUAGACAGGCGCACGUGAGCAAGAGGAGAAAUCAAAGUUCAGUUGAUCCAGAGAGAGGAACUGUGAAAAUAAAUCGAAUCUAAUGGCAACUCCAGGUGCGUUUAAAGUUUGCUCUUUAAACGACAAAGUCACGCUGAUAACUGGCGCAAGUUCAGGAAUAGGAGCUGGCACAGCCGUGCUGUUUGCCAAACUGGGUGCCCGACUGGCGCUGAAUGGACGCGAUGUAGAAAAUCUCACUAAAGUCGCAAAAGAGUGCGAAGCUUGUGGAGCAGUUAAACCCUUACUAGUGCCAGGAGACCUGACAGAUGAGGAUACUGUGAAGAGGACAGUUGAAGAGGUCAUUGCUCACUUUGGGAAGCUGGAUGUCCUGAUCAACAGUGCAGGAAUACUCGCCAUGGGCAGUAUAGAGACAACAGAUAUGGCCCAGUAUGAUAAGGUCAUGUCUGUUAAUGUCAGAUCAGUGUAUCAUCUCACUCAUCUGUGCGUGCCACAUCUUAUCAAAACUAAAGGCUCAAUUGUGAACGUGUCCAGUGUGAAUGGGCAGCGAUCGUUCCCUGGUGUACUUGCCUACUGUAUGUCCAAAUCAGCAAUCGACCAAUUCACAUGCUGUGUUGCUCUUGAGUUAGCAUCAAAGCAAGUACGAGUCAACUCAGUAUGCCCAGGAGUUAUUAUAACAGAAGUUCACAAGCGUGCAGGACUGGAUGAGGACCAGUAUGCUCAGUUCCUUGAGAAAACCAAGGUGACCCAUGCUCUCGGCAGACCGGGGGAAGUAGAGGAAGUUGCUCAUGCUAUCGCCUUCCUGGCAUCUGAUGCGGCAACAUUUAUAACAGGCGUCAAUCUUCCAGUGGACGGAGGUCGACAUGCAAUGUGUCCACGAUAACACUCUGCCACCAUGAUAGAGCUGCCAUAAAGAAAUAAACAUAAUUGGACCCCAUUUGAAUGUUGUAAUCCUUGAUGUAUUAUGCAAACUGCCCACAUUUAUUUAUAUAUAUACACAUAACACACAUUAACAAAAGCAAGUGCACAUUUUCAUCUGCAGUUAUUUAUUAAUGAGUCACAGUGAUUCUCUCCAAAUUCUGGCAUGUUUACACAGAUGGAAGUAGGAAAACAUUCAUUAUAGAGUUGCAUAUAGUGUUGGAAUACAGCUGUCUGCAAAUGAGGAAGUAAUAUGUUAGCGUUCAAAACUGAAAUUCAGCCAGAGCAGGUAUACUGAAACAAUAUAUUUUAAUCUUUACAAAAGAUAUGUCAAUCACAUGAUGCCACAGCAGCAUUCAAAAUCAGUUUAAUACAUUUAAUCUCCCUUGACCUG
Messenger RNA from Pimephales promelas (fathead minnow), 1497 nucleotides. RefSeq lists its product as uncharacterized. Gene Ontology annotation, molecular function: oxidoreductase activity. The record is from RefSeq and is a predicted model, not a curated record. Lineage: Eukaryota; Metazoa; Chordata; Actinopteri; Cypriniformes; Leuciscidae.